Drosophila albomicans is the source of this 831-nucleotide messenger RNA. RefSeq names its product serine/threonine-protein kinase fray2. NCBI's taxonomy places the organism in Eukaryota, Metazoa, Arthropoda, Insecta, Diptera, Drosophilidae. The record is from RefSeq and is a predicted model, not a curated record. Gene Ontology annotation, cellular component: mRNA cleavage and polyadenylation specificity factor complex. Gene Ontology annotation, molecular function: RNA binding.
GAUACGGUCACACAGGAAGGCAAUUAGAUUAGACAGACGCAUUUUUUGUACAACAGAAAAGAUAGCUAUAAAAUAUAGAUAUAAUGCGUGAUAGACGAGACAGGGAACGUGAUCGAGAUAGAGAUCGGGACAGGAUUAGGGACCGUGAUCGAGACCGCGACAGGAAUCGUGACAGAGACAGAGAUCGAGACCGAGAGAGGGAGAGGGAACGAGAACGUUAUCGGUCCAAAUCGAAAUCUCCCUCACGCAGCAGCAGGAACAGAUCUAUCGAAAAGAAGAAAUCCAAGAAAUCCAAAAAAUAUCGACACAGCCGCAGCAGCAGCCGUAGCACAUCCCGUAGCACAACACCAGAGAGUUCACGCAGCAGCUCUAGGAGUCGUCAAAGUAAAAGCCGGGAAUAUGACUCUCGAAAAUCAAAAUCCAGAUCGGAAUCGCAGCGCACAACAAGAGCUCCCAGUUCGGAGAGCACUUCUCGUCAGGCCACGACUACAUCGACAUCUACUGUUGUUAAACCCAUAGACUUGCUGGAUGUCAAGGUGCAGAAGGCACUGGAAACUAUAGACGAGGAUGCAUUUAAGCCGGCAGCAUUCUUUAGCACACGAGAUCGUGAGGCACCCGAGAAGGAGAAAGUGAUUAUAGAUCUAAAUAAACAAACUGUUAUUGUACCCAAACCCAUAGAAGCCCAACCCCUUAAUGAAGACGAAAUUUUUCAUCCAAAUUUUUUGGGCGAUUCUGAAGUGAAAGCGGAGAAGUGGCUGCGAAAACUAUACAAUUAUCGACGAAAGUACAUUUAGUGUUUAGUCGCUCAACUUGUAUUUAAUUGGUAUAGCA